Molecule: messenger RNA, 2085 nt
Organism: Paralichthys olivaceus (Japanese flounder)
Lineage: Eukaryota; Metazoa; Chordata; Actinopteri; Pleuronectiformes; Paralichthyidae
Product: glycerophosphodiester phosphodiesterase 1-like
Biological process (GO): phospholipid metabolic process; N-acylethanolamine metabolic process; ethanolamine metabolic process
Cellular component (GO): plasma membrane
Molecular function (GO): glycerophosphodiester phosphodiesterase activity
Source: RefSeq, a predicted model, not a curated record
AUUCCUGAGAAUACAGCGGAGAACUUGUUACCUUCGCAGACACGUCACAAUGAAAUCUAUCAGAGCUAAACUUUUGGCUGUAUCAUUUUGUUAAACUUUUUUUCCGAGCCACUUCCCAUCGGGUCUAAUGUUAAUUUUGAGAGGACAUGUCUGGAAAGAGCCAUGAAGACACUUUUCUAAUACAUUUCUUGACUCUAACUAAUAAAUAUUAUAUCUCUGUGUUUGGCAAAGUCUUGGGAUUCUCACAGUGUUUUCAUUUCACAGAUAGGACUUUUAGUUACCAGGGUUAGUUUAGUUUACCAGGAAACCUGAAAGGAGCCUAGAUUUUCAGAAAUGUCUCUCUCUCGAGCCGGCAGCGAUCUAAGACACACAUUCAGAAUUUCUCAGGGAGGAUUUUUUGGGUCUACUUAAAUAUUCUUACUUUUUCAUGUUGUUCAUGCUUGUUUGUAUUUUAUAUUAUUUUGCUUCUGAUGUUUUAAUGAAGACAAAUUGAUGCUUAAUUGCAUUUAUGAAUCUCUCAUUCCUGCAGCCAAACUCUGCACAUCCCAGCCUCCAGGUGGUGCUAAGUCUCAAUAAAAAGUGCCAUUUUCUGUGUACUGUUUUAUAAACACUGAACUAUGGAGACAUGUUGAUACAAAUCACAUGGAAAUACAUUUGAAUCUUAUAUAUUUGGAUCUGAACCCGACUUUGGGCAUUUAAUAAAUCAUCAGAUGCUGCUAAAACUGUGAGAAAAAGCCAAAUAGAUGAUUUACACAUGAAUCCUAAACCAUAUAAGCAUGACAAGCUUUUUAAUCUGAAUGUUUUGAGCGGGUGUUUCUCUUUUCUUUUUUUCCCCCUCCACACUUGACAUUGCAGCACUGACUCUGACUCUCCCUCUUCCCAACGUGAAGCUGCAGAUUCUCGCUCGUGUCUCUGAUCCACCAGCAUGUAGUCAGCAGGGCGCAGACGGUGGAGCUCCAUCCAUGUCACCUGCCAUCUUCCUGUGCAUCGACUCCUCCAUCCUCCGCUCCGCUCGUUUACCCACCACCCUGCCCUGCCUCCACCAUGCUGCAGAUCGGCGAUGAGGUGAUGUAUUUCUCGGCGGUGUUCCUGCUGCUGAUGCUGGGGACCAGGAGCGCCACGGGGGCCUCCCUGCUCACCGCGUUCCUCUACGUCUUCAUGGUGAUGUUCCGGUUCCCCCCGGUGCCCGCGGAGCAGGCCGGCCGCGUCCUCCGGCCCGGGGCUCCUCCGGGCGGCGUCCCGGUGGUGGCGCACCGCGGCGGGAGCCACGACGCACCGGAGAACACGCUGGCGGCGAUCAGAGAGGCCAGCAGGAACGGAGCCACCGGAGUGGAGCUGGACCUGAGCUUCACUGCCGACGGCGUGCCGGUGCUGAUGCACGACGAGACCGUUGACCGCACCACCAACGGCUCCGGUCCAGUUAGCAAACUGCAAAUUGUCCAACUGAGGAGAUUAGACGCUGCUGCUCAUCACAGACUGAAAGAGAAGUUCAGCGGAGAGAAGGUCCCAACUCUGCAGGAGGCCGUGGAGGAAUGCAUGAGACACCAGCUGACCAUCUUCUUUGACGUCAAAGGUCAACCUGAUAAGGCUGCAUCAGUGCUUCGUGAGAUGUACAAGAAGUUCCCUGCCCUUUACAAUUCCAGUAUUGUUUCCUCAAUUGAACCCAAAGUUAUCUACAAGAUGCGUCAGACUGACCCCCACGUGGUCACGGCCCUGACCCACCGGCCCUGGAGACUGAGCCGCUUUGGCGAUGGCACUCCGCGGACCCUGUCCACAUGGGGUCAGCUCUGGACGGGGUUUCUGGACGUCUUGCUGGACUGGGCCCACCAUCACAUCCUGUGGAAGCUUUGUGGAGUCUCUGCCAUCCUCGUGCAGAAAGACUUCAUAUCACUGGACUACGUCCAGUACUGGGCAGAGCGAGGGGUGGAGGUGGUGGGCUGGACUGUUAACACCGCUGUGGAGAAAAGCUACUACCAAAACCUGCUGAAGAUCGGGUUCAUCACUGACAGUUUGCUGGAAGACUGUGAUCCUCAUUACUGAACCAUCACACUCUCUCACACACUCUCACACACACACACACACACA